Messenger RNA from Peronospora matthiolae, 6357 nucleotides. Lineage: Eukaryota; Oomycota; Peronosporomycetes; Peronosporales; Peronosporaceae. The record is from the annotation of a GenBank genome assembly.
AUGACACGCAAGAAGGCUCGACGCAGUUUUGCGUCAAAUGAUUUUUUCCGUCUGCUAGGUCUGAAGCAGGAGUUACAAAGUGACUCGAAAGUGAUUAAAGUCAUUGUGGACGAAGUUGGCGUACUUCGCUUGUGCCGUUCGUUGGGCAUGUCUACGUCUAGUAGAGGUGAUGGAGCUGCGUUCGAGCUCGGCAAAUUUGACCCCAGCGAGUUUGACGCUGACUUCGGACGUUUCAUUCGUGACAAACUUGUAACUCAAGGCAAUUGCGAUGGACACCACGAUAGUGAUCAUCAAGCAAAUGAUGGACAGUUUGAGGUAGGCUGUUUGUUCGGUAAACAGGUAGAAGUGAAGGCUGAGCUUGAUCGAAUGGGAUAUUGGAGUCGAGAUUGUGAAAAUCUUAUCACCGAUCAAGAUCAGGGUGUCUAUUGUCUUGAGUGCGGCAACCAAUCUACAGACGGACGUCGGUUCCUUGUGUUCUCGUGGCUUCGUGCGAACCUUUUUGGACCUGAAACGAUACGCGAAACCCCUGCGUACGUGCUUCGGUUUUUGCUGUCUGUCAGCUCAAACAUCACGUGCUGCCUAUCUCGCAACGAUUAUGAAUGUGUUAAACAUGUGACAGACGCUGGGCUUGACAGUGCAAGCAUGCGAUGGCAAUCGUGCUCGGUUCAAUUCCAAGUAAAACAACAUAUGGAGCAGAGUGACUGUAUUUGCUAUACCGGGCCGGUGAAGGCAAUUGUCCCUCACGCUGAUAGCAUUAAGACUAUUCAGAUUGUCAGUGGGGUGUUCCCGGCCAUUGCGGUCGAAAGUGCUACACCAUCAGUUACAGAGUGGGUCUCUCAAGAUGAGAUAUUGAGCUGUGUGACGUUUGCAGACUGGCUAUUAGAAAAGCAUGCGGAUCAUGCGGUAGAGCUCGUAAAUGGAGAUUUACUGCCUGUGACCGUGCGCGAUUGUGUGCUCAUAAAGUUCGGCUAUUUUCCGCAGUCCUGCCUCGAUGAGUUGCAAGUGCGACUGGAUGGAGAAAUAGCAGGAGCAAAACAAUCAGUUGAUGAACAUGUGGAGUGUUUCGUCCAAGAGAUGUACAUUACAACUGUCGAAUACAGUCGACUGCUGUUUGCGAUCCCAUGCCCCCCAGACGACUUAGAGCAUCAAUUAGCUCGUCAACAUUACGACCAUCUCUUGGAACAGCUGAACAGAUAUAAGGUGAUGAACGGACUUAACGAUCAGAUAUGCACAGCACUCACGUUGCCCGGUAGGUUGCAAAGCAAUCUAGAGCUGCUAGCUGACGUAUUCGAACACAGGCCUGCAGCUCUUGAGGAAGUGGUCGAAGGCAUUGAAACCGACAGUAUGGCUGCUGUUUCCAUUAGCAAUCAAAGUUGGCUCUCUGGGUACACCCAAUCUGUCUGGAGUUUUAUCGGGAGGGCAUGGCCUGGUACGCCGAAGUUCAAACCCAAAUUUCGGCGCGCGAUGGAGCGGCAUCAGCUAAGGCUGCAAAACCAUUUUCUCGAAGCGUUGCCACGUGUUAUGCCCAUACUGUCGUCUGCGAUGCAAACGGAAAAUCUUCGGCAACGUGCAGCGGAACUACGAACACAAUUGUAUCAGGCGCAAGCUGGUACAAAGAAUGCAGCUUUUGAACAGCUACGCAUACGCCUGUUGACCUCUGUUGGUCGACAGCUGCGGUCAAGAAUUACCAUUCGAAAACUGACCUUUAACAAAGCUAAAGUUGACGUCGAAUGGAGAAAGGAAGUGGAGAAAGUGCCUUCAAAGGUCAUCCGUCUGUACGACAUAUCCAGUAGCAGCCUUACUGGAAUGGCGUUGCUUGGGACUGCUGAAUUUGAUCCCGGCAUGGAGCUGAUAAAGAUAGCAACGGUCAAGACGAGUCAGGUUGUCGCGAUUCUUGUCAAAGAUUGUAGUACAGUCGUUCGACGCAUUCAGUUCGACGUUCAAGCGGACCGAUCAGGAGAAGUAAGGGUUGAACAACACGACGUGCGGACGUUUCCGCAUGCUUGCUCACUCUGUUCUAUACGUGCUCAAGAUCGACGAGUUGCGUUCGUGUUUGGUGAGAAUCUCGGCAAAGCUGCCGUGUGCCGCUUUAACGACGCAUUCACGAGAAUCGAUGUGAUGCGAAAUAUUGAGUUGGACACGUCAUUCAGUUUGACAGCCCCCCUGAUGGACAUUCUCUUGACGGAAAGACUAAUCUAUGCUGUUGACGUCAAAGGUGACGUACAGUCGUAUGAUGUGCGAUCGCAUCAAACGUCAAAGAAGACCUCACUUGGUAAGGGUGAGUGGAUAGGUGGCUUGAUGAACUUCGCAGACGAGCUUGUCGUCGGGCGAGCGAGUGUCCAGAAGGACCGUACCAUCCUUGUAAAUUUCAUUUCCAGUGAUGAUCACCGAGAGUUGCCCAACGUGAUUAUGUCUGGAGUUGAGGCGUCAACAGGACUCGGGGUUGAGGCAUCAACAGGACUUGGAGUGGGCUGCGCUGGCAACGAGGGAGAGAUCUCUGCAUACGAGUUGAAUGUCACCGUCCGGAGUGAUGCUUUUCGAAUUCAGCGAUCUGGCAACGGGUUUAGACCCACUCCAAAAGGGCGUGUAGCAGGCAAACACGCGUCAGAUGACGCAUCGGAACACUGGUUGCGGGUGUUUUAUCACGUGUUCGAGAAGUUUCCGGUACGGUGUUUGGUUGAUCAGGCCUUGCUCCGACAGGACUCGUUUCCUUUGGACAUCGGAAUUAUUGUGUCCCCGCCUGCUGAUACGCAGGACAGAGACGAUAUCGUUGCGGUCUGCAAAAAGUAUUUUCACAAGGUGAUGGUCGAUAUUCGACGGCUCAACAAACCGCUUUUUGGACUAGACCUGACGAAGAGCGUUAUGUGCAGACAUGCGUAUCAGACAAGACCAGUUCGUCAAGUGCUGACAGCCAUCGUCUCAUUCGUACCAGUUCAAAUCUGCCGUGCAGAAGAUAAUUUGCUGAAUCUGUUGCAAGACGGAAAAAGUGCCACCGAUGCGGCAAAGAGCAAAAGCGGGAAUGCGCCAUCCGGAAGUAAUGCAGCUGAGAUUGCUCAGUCGAUUCGCUUUGGUUUGCUGUCACCACUUGUGGAGUCUUGGAAUGGACGUUGCGUGGUCGUUACGUCCAUGGGAAAACAGUCGACGGGAAAGAGCUAUUUUCUCAAUCACCUCACAGGGACUACGUUUGCGAUUGCGGGGUCUCGUUGCACAGACGGGGUAUGGAUGUCAGUGCGUUUUCUGUCGAGUGAUAUCCUUCUUGUCGUUUUGGAUUUCGAAGGUCUGGGUUCAUUCGAAAGAUCAGAGCAAGAAGAUGUUUUUCUCUCUGUACUCAAUGCUUCGGUGUCGCAGCUUACUGUGUUCCGUAUGGACAGUCGCUUUGACAAAGAUGUUGACAGCUUGUUCUCUCGUUUUCAGAAGGGGGUACAGCUACUGAAGAAGGAUCCAAAGCUUUUCCGGGGACUCUUGCUGAUGAGCGUUAAGGACGUGAACAUGAACGAUCGUCAGGGAGUUGUUGACGAGCUUUCUGUCAAGCUCGAUCUGAUUUUUGAAGCCAACAAGGCCCAGAAUUUCCUGACGGAGAUGUAUGCUGGUCAGCUGGUGAUCAAUUGCACCCCACCUUUUGGUACUGUAGAGUAUUAUCAGAGCAUGGAAAACGACGUACUGGAAACGCUGUGCCAGAUUGUGAGCCUUUCAAAUCGACCGCUGGCGGGCUUUGCUACAGGAAAGGUUUUUCUGGACUGCCUCCGGUUGGUACUGUCGAAAAUCUCGAUUUUGGACUGGACCAGCAUGGGAACAGAUACGGAACAUUUGCUGAUCGUGGAUGCAGAAGCAAAGCUGCCAGGAAUUCUACGAACGGGAUGUCAUGUUGCACAAUCUUUAGUGACAAGCGCGUCAAUUCCGUUCCAUUUGAAAGAGGAUGUCGUUCGCAUUGGAUCAAGCGAAAAGAUUGUAAUAUUGAUGGAGGAUGCAUGCCAAGCGUAUCCUGAAUUUGCUCCAAUGUGGCGAAGCGUAAACGAUUUGGUGGCCUUGGACGACAUCAAGGAUGAAUCGUUGGAUUUCGGAUUCGACGUGACUAUGCCUGGUGGCACAAAUUCUAGUACCAUCCAGAGGGCUUUGGUGCUACGUUUCCAGCAUUUCUUGACCCUCCGAGGCAAAAAGUACGACAGUUCCAAACUAUCUAUUGGUGACCAGCUUGCUUUUGACACUUUUUUGGGAUUUACACUGCGCCGGCGUACAAUGAAGGUGGAGCGAUGGUUGAAAGAUCUGCUGGAUGAUGAAUCGGCUAAGGCACGGGCCCAAUUGGAACAGCGUUAUAUAGCCCCAUUUAAGUUGAGGUUCGCUCGUUGCCAGCACAGGUGCGCCAGCUGCCAGCUUGGGUGCAUGCGGUCCGUGAUACACACAGCCGAGAGUCAACAUGAUUGCAGUACGAAGCACAAAUGCCUGGGGUUCUGUGAGUAUGACGAAUGCACAGCUGGACCAGAAGAGGCGCCCGCGUGUUCUCGUUGUGCAGGCCACGAAGGAAAGUGCGAAUGUAGGAAGGGAGACCACAGCUGUGGACAGAAGUGUACGUUGGCUCGAGCUCCGAACUGUGACAAAACUUGCUCGUUGUUAGCGGAUCACCUUGGUGACCAUCGUUGUUCCGUGCAAGUGCACGUUUGUGGUGCUAUCUGCUCAGCUGCAACAUGCAAAAGCAUUUGUCUGCUUGACAUUCAGCGGAAGCAUUCAAUUCACAAGUGUGCCGAGGUGCGAUGUCUCCAUCCAUGCCUAAUGAAGUCGUGUGAAGCAUUGUGUUGCGAGAAGAAUCAUUUCCAUGGGCAAGCGACUGAAUCUCGGGCCUUCGCUAUCGAAAGUGGAAUGUCACAUGUAGCAGAUGUCAGUGAGGGCUCUGAUGAAGCCGUCGUUCCUGCACAAGUCACGCACAUUUGCGACAGAAACCAUGUAUGUGGUGAAAUGUGUACGUUGGAUGGAAUUUGUGAGCAAAAGGUUCACAUCAAGAAGUCAUCUCGAACGUUUAAAGGAUCACGGGGAUCUUUCGAGUAUAUUCACCAAGAGAUGAACGGCAGCAAAAAGCGCUGUAAGCAUGUCAUAGCUGCUGGUAAGAAAGACCACGAGGGUUUCGAGCAUUCUUGUGCGGCCCAAAGUUUGGACGAUGAAAACGGAGAAGACAUACUUCACUUCUGUGAUGUGCGUUGCCCGUGCUGCAGUUAUUACUGUAACAAAGACGUUGGCCACAUGGGCCUUCAUGACACCUCACACGGUAACAUGCGCUCGACCUACUUUUUAGCCAAAGAUACUGAUAUUGAAGUCAGAGAGCGCAAGUACAAAGUUGGCGAGUCGGGAACCGCCGAGAUGUGCAAUCUGUUUUGUGCAAAAAUGGGUCGUGGCCAUGUGCACUACUUGUCGUGCGAGGGCUCCGCUGAUGAGAGGUGUGUUUAUGCUGGGGGAGGCGCUAGCAUUGUCAGCCAAGACCAGCGUCGCCACUGUACAGGCACGCUGUACCCAGUGCCAGAGCGAGCGAUGGACGAAUUGCUGCAUGCAAAGUUUUGGUCCACAAUAGGGUGGGCGGACCCGUGUAACGACAACGAGCGAGCUCUGUUUGCAAUGUGUCGCUUCCAGUGCAAUGCGCCUGAACACGAGGAAGAAGGGAAGCUACCUUCGUACUGUGUUCUGGAGGCUUGGCACCAGCCGGAAAUACGACCAGAAGAGGGUGAUGAGAAGUUUGCUUACAUCGACGGCCACAAGUUUGAGUGCGUGCACGCUGUUGAUUCGGGCAGGUUCCACAAUGUCUUCGUUCUUGACAGUUCGGGGUCGAUGAGUGGCCAGCCGUGGCAAGAUUUGCUGUACGCGUGCAACGAAUUUGUCACUAGCCGACUGAAGGAUGGCGGGAAAGACGAUUUGGUCUCUUUCGUCACGUUUGACCAUGAGAGUCGCAUCUUCUGUGAGAAGGUGCCGUUACACGAGUCGAAUGUGAUGGAUGUGCCCUUCUCGGGCGGGGGCACUAGUUUUGAGCAGGGCUUGCGCGCUGCCAAUGAAGUGUUGUCCCGAAAUGAUUUCAAGGAGUACAAGGCUACUUUGAUCUUCUUUUCGGAUGGCCAACCAUGGGACUUCCACCCGGGGGUUACGCUUGCUAAGCACAUCCACUCGAUGUACGCAAAAUACGACUUGAAGGCAUUUGUUGUGGGGUUCGGCAGGAUGAACUUGUCGGUGCUACAACGCGUAGCGGACGGGAUGGGUGGCGAGUAUCGAUUGGCGUUGGACUCCGAUACGCUGCGGACGGAAUUCAACCGAAUCGUUGCUGUGCUUUGCGGUAACGAGGCGAGUCUUGCGCUGCAGGAGCCAAAAGUUGACGGCGGGUGA